Messenger RNA from Castor canadensis (American beaver), 1171 nucleotides. It is a transcript of the gene Inka1, whose product is annotated as inka box actin regulator 1. Gene Ontology annotation, cellular component: nucleus. The record is from RefSeq and is a predicted model, not a curated record. Lineage: Eukaryota; Metazoa; Chordata; Mammalia; Rodentia; Castoridae. Gene Ontology annotation, molecular function: protein serine/threonine kinase inhibitor activity; protein kinase binding.
GGAGAGCGAGGAGUCUUGAGCAACGCGGAGCGUGACCGCGCCGCUGGUCGGCCAGCCAGACCCACUCUGUGACGCUCCUGCCGAGGGUCAAGGAAGAACUGGCAAGCCUGGCGGGGGCUCCGGCACGGACAUGCACAGCGCUCGGCUUGACAGCUUCCUGAGCCAGCUCCGCUGGGAACUGUUGUGUGGCCGGGAUACAGGCUCACCCCCCAUGUCUGGCCCUCUGCAGCCACCUCCCAAAACUGACCCAUGUGUGCAGCCCAGCGGCCAGCUCAGGGUUUCAGAUGCUUUGGAAGAGGACUGCUGUAUGGAGGAGGAAGAGGAAGAGGAAGCCUUGAGAACAGAAAACAGGGGUGCAGCCUUGGGGGAGCCCAGGGAACAUGCUGUAGACUGGGACUCUGGUUUCUCUGAGGUGUCAGGAAGCACGUGGAGAGAGGAAGAGUUCUCUGUACUCCAGCGCCCAGCACCUCCACCAAGGCCCCCUCACAGCCAACGCUUCUCAGUCAGUGGCCUUCCCCUGCCCAGCAAGACACCUGCAGCCAGAGUACCACCUGUCCACCGUCCACGGCCCAAGUCCACUCCAGAUGCCUGCCUGGAGCACUGGCAGGGAUUGGAAGCAGAGGACUGGACAGCAGCUCUGUUGAACAGGGGCCGAAGUCGCCAGCCCUUGGUGCUGGGGGACAACUGUUUUGCUGAUUUAGUUCACAAUUGGAUGGAGCUGCCUGAGGCCUCGGGUGAGGGAGGCGAUGGAGGUGCACCCCGUGCCCGUCCUCGCCCCCCCCAGUUCCUGCUUGGCCUCUCUGAGCAGCUGCGGCGCCGGCUGGCCAGGACUCGGUGGGCAGCUAUGGCAGGAAAGCGGCUGUCAUGCCCACCUCACUCCGAACCUGACCUGCCUUCGGACGUCUCACGUUUUGCAGCUCUCAUGAGCUGCCGAAGCCGCCAACCCAUCAUCUGCAAUGAUGUCAGCUACCUCUGACCCUGCCUUCCAGCCUGGGACAAUAAAGCUCUUUUUCUAGACUGUCUUUCCAUACCCCCCACCCCGAGGCUUCAGGAGGCAACUCCAUCCCUGUGAAGCACAGCCCAGGCAGGCAAACCUAAAGAAUGUCCCCUUUUCAGGGUUUUUGUUUUGCUCAUUUCACACUGCAUUACCACCCUGCUUUUCUAUCAUGCA